CACUGAGCAAUAGCGGUCAGAGCGAAGGAAUGCGCAAGCGCGAUGCCGCGCGGGAUGGGGGCAGGGUUUGAAUGAGGUCGAGUUCGAGCUCUCGUCGGAUCGCAGGAGCAGUGGCGACAUGCCGGUCUUCACAGUAAACGUCAAAUGGGGGAAGGAGAAAUUUGAUGGAUUAGAGUUGAACACUGAUGAUCCACCUGUAGUUUUCAAGGCACAGUUAUUUGCAUUAACUGGAGUUCAGCCUGAAAGACAGAAGGUUAUGAUUAAAGGAGGCACACUAAAGGAUGAUGAAUGGGGCAGCGUCAAGAUAAAGAGUGGGAUGACCUUGUUAAUGAUGGGAUCAGCAGAAGCAUUGCCCGAAGAACCAGUUGUACGUCCGACUUUUAUGGAAGACAUGACGGAAGAGCAGCUAGCUUCAGCUAUGGAUCUUCCAUGUGGGCUCACCAAUCUUGGAAACACUUGCUACAUGAAUGCCACAGUUCAGUGUCUACGAUCAGUGCCCGAACUCAGGGAUACUCUUAAACGAUAUAAAGGUGCCUUGAGAACUUCAGUAGCUAUGACACCUCCACAGUACAUCACAGCAGCUUUUCGAGACUUGUUUGAUUCAAUGGAUAAAACAUCCUCUAGCAUUCCGCCUAUAAUUCUACUUCAGUUUCUUCACAUGGCCUUCCCACAGUUUGCAGAAAAAGGGGAUCAAGGACAAUAUCUUCAGCAGGAUGCCAAUGAGUGUUGGAUACAGAUAAUGAGAGUGCUACAGCAGAAACUUGACCCUAUAGAAUCGCCAGUGGAGACUAAUUCGGAGGGAGCAACAUCUUCAACAAACAAGAGAAACUUUAUUGAUCAGUUCUUUGGAAUAGAAUAUGAAACGUCCAUGAGGUGCACUGAAACAGAUGAUGAGGAAGUGACAAAGGGCAAGGAAACACAACUUCAACUUAGCUGUUUUAUUAAUCAAGAAGUUAAAUACCUUUUUACAGGCCUGAAGUUGCGCCUUCAUGAAGAGCUCACCAAACAUUCCCCUACAUUGCAAAGAAAUGCUUUGUAUAUAAAAUCUUCUAAAAUUCGGCGUUUGCCUGCAUACCUUACAGUUCAGAUGGUGAGAUUUUUCUACAAGGAAAAAGAGUCUGUAAAUGCCAAAGUUCUCAAGGAUGUCAAGUUUCCUCUAAUGCUGGACGUAUAUGAACUUUGUGUACCAGAGCUACAGGAGAAAAUGAUUCCACACAGGUCAAAAUUCAAGGAGCAAGAAGACCAGAAGGUUAAUAUGCAGACAAUGAAGGCUGACACAAAAAAUGGAAGUGGAGAACCCAAAGAGGUCAAAUAUGCUCCAUUUUAUUUCCCUGACGAUUUAGGCUCAAAUAACAGUGGAUAUUAUGAUCUAAUGGCAGUGCUAACACAUCAAGGCAGAUCAAGUUCAUCUGGUCAUUAUGUAGCUUGGGUUAGAAGAAAAUCAGAUGAGUGGAUCAAAUUUGAUGACGAUAAAGUCAGUGUUGUGGCACCUGAAGAUAUUCUGAAGUUGUCUGGUGGAGGUGACUGGCACAUAGCCUAUGUUCUACUAUAUGGCCCUCGUAGACUAGAAAUAAUUGAAGAUGACGCUCCACAGUGAUGUCGUGAUUGAGCAUAACUAGCUUAAUUUUCAUUAUCCUGCAUGGCUAUUAAUGUUUUAUGAUGCCUUCCCUUUUUGUAGCUUACCUUAAGUAAAACUGAAAAAGGAAGGUGUUGCCUCAGCUGUGUUUCUGAUACUGCUUCACGUCAUCGACCACACCUUUUACAAACUGGGUGUUAGUUGGGGAUGGCCUGUGGAUGUGAUCUAGUCUUAAUUCUGACAUUUCUCUCUGGAAUAAUAAUAAAAAAAUCCAUAAUA
Messenger RNA from Stegostoma tigrinum, 1855 nucleotides. It is a transcript of the gene usp14, whose product is annotated as ubiquitin specific peptidase 14 (tRNA-guanine transglycosylase). Gene Ontology annotation, biological process: proteasome-mediated ubiquitin-dependent protein catabolic process; protein deubiquitination; regulation of proteasomal protein catabolic process. The record is from RefSeq and is a predicted model, not a curated record. The transcript has 16 exons. Gene Ontology annotation, molecular function: cysteine-type deubiquitinase activity; proteasome binding; protein binding. Lineage: Eukaryota; Metazoa; Chordata; Chondrichthyes; Orectolobiformes; Stegostomatidae. Bases 119 to 1597 code for a protein of 492 amino acids.